AUGCGUCCCCAAGUUGUUCUUUCUGGCCUGCUCGUUCUCCUUGUCUGUGUUUGUCAACAGGCGGAAGCCCUGAUGGUGAUGCGCAAGGAGUCCGCGCCGAUGAGGUGGGACAGACGUUGGUGUCUAUGGGGGUGCAGAUACAUUAGCGUCACCGUCCCAUUACCCUCUGCCACAUCCACCCCUGAACUGGCCGGGGAAGCCACACCGUCCGUCAUCGAAACACCGGAGCCGUCAAUUACUUUCGAAUCAACGGCUUCGGCCGCCAGUCCACUCGCCACAUCGGCAGCUUCGGCUACAGAAACCUCAGCUCCUGUCGAUGCAGCCCUCUCUAUCUCCUCCACCGACACCACCUCACCAUCCGCUGUACCAUCCACUACCAAUAUACAAAGCAGCAGCAGCUCACCAAUGCUGUCACUCUGUAUCCCGUACCUCGCCGCGCUGAGCGCGGUGGCCGCCACCAUUCUUUAUCUCUAA
This is a messenger RNA of Gloeophyllum trabeum ATCC 11539, 474 nucleotides long. RefSeq lists its product as uncharacterized. The coding region runs from base 1 to 474 and encodes 157 amino acids. The transcript has 3 exons. Lineage: Eukaryota; Fungi; Basidiomycota; Agaricomycetes; Gloeophyllales; Gloeophyllaceae. The record is from RefSeq and is a predicted model, not a curated record.